UAUAGGGAAAAGUUUGAAGACUCUUAUGUCCAAAGGAAUCUUACAGGUACAUCCUCCAAUCUGUGAUUGCCCUGGGUGUCGAAUUUCGUCUCCAGUGAACCGGGGCCGCCUGGCAGAGAAGAGGACGAUCCCCCUGCCCCCCACCAGGGUCCCCAAGAAAGAGCUGAGCUCCAUCUUCUCUCACAGCGAGGACAGCGAGGAGAGCGACAAGAGCAAUGGGCAGCCCCCCGAAGUGAAGCAGGAGGAGGAUCUGCACAUCAGUAUCAUGAAAAGAAGGAUCCACACCCACUGGGAUCUGAACAUCUCCUUCCGAGAGACCUCUUGCAGCCGCGACAGCGACCUCUCCACCAUCAUCUCCAACCUGCACCAGAGCCGCCAGCUCGUUAUGCCAGAGAGCCAGAGCCGCUGUGAGUUCAAGAGGAACAGCCUGGACGUGGGGCUGGCAGCAGCAGAUGAAAUUUUAGGCAAGAGAAGAGUAUGUUCUCCCAACAGCAGCAGUGAGUGUCCUUUAGAGAGCAAGAAAGCCCGAAGUGAGUCCCCAAAGGAAAACUCGCACACGCCGGUGCUGGAGGAGGCGGUGGCGCAGAUGACCCCGGAGGAGCACUACAGGCGCAUGAUGUCGGCCCUGAACGAGCACGGCGCCUUCGAGGAGCAGCAGCAGCAGCGCCUGUACCAGCUGGCCAACAGCAUGGCAGUGCCCAGCCACGGAGGUAGGGCUGGCCACGGGCACAGCGGCUCUGCUGCNGCGCGGACCCCGGGCGCGAUGGAAGCGCACAUCCCCUCGGCCAGCAACUCGUCCAGCCAGCGCAGGAAGCAGGGCCUCCCCCAGCACAGGGACAGCCACUUCCCCGACAGGGAGAUAUCCCACCCACCGCCUCUGCUGUCGCCCCAGAACGCUCCCCACAUCGCCCUGGGGCCCCACUUGAGACCUCCCUUCCUCGGGGUGCCUUCGGCGCUGUGCCAGACGCCAGGUUACGGGUUCCUCCAGCCGGCACAGGCGGAGAUGUUUGCACGGCAGCAGGAGAUGCUACGCAAGCAAAACCUGGCCAGGAGAAAAAUAUUCAGAUUGCAGGCUGGUUGUUGUCUGUGUGGGAUUUUAAUGAUUUAUGUUCCUUUCUCCUCCCCUCCCUCCAACCCCCCGACUCCAAACAAUCCAGGCACCAUGGGAGGUCUGUUUCUGGAUGGGGAGGAGAGCCCAGCGCUGGAAGACAUCAGCAAAUGGACAGUGGAGGACGUUUGCAGCUUCGUGUCCAACUUGUCUGGCUGCACUGAGUACACUCAGGUAUUCCGAGAGCAGGCCAUCGACGGGGAGACCCUGCCCCUCCUGACAGAAGAGCACUUGCUGAACAACAUGGGGCUGAAGCUGGGACCUGCCCUGAAGAUCAGGUCACAGGUGGCCAAGAGGCUGGGCCGGGUGCUGUACAUGGCCGGCUUCCCGCUGGCGCUGCCGCUGCAGCCGCCGGGGCUGCGGCCCCCGGAGCGGGAGGUGGCCCCGGGCGAGCUCCGCCCGGCCUCCACCGGCAGCGUGGCCUCGCCCUUCGGCAGCGCCGUCCCGGCCAGCCGCGGCUCCCCCAAGCAGGAGAACGGGAACCCUUCCCUGCUCGGCGACACCACCAAAGCUCCGUCCUAACUGCGGCCGCGCCCGGAGCAGGGAACGCCAGGAAAGGGCGGCGCCGCCUCCCGCAGCAGCGCCCGCUCCCCAGGAAGAAGGGAGGCUUUGCUUUUUAGUUUUUGGAUGCAUUUGCUUUUUUUUUUUUUUUUUUUUUUUU
This is a messenger RNA of Cyanistes caeruleus (blue tit), 1769 nucleotides long. NCBI's taxonomy places the organism in Eukaryota, Metazoa, Chordata, Aves, Passeriformes, Paridae. The record is from RefSeq and is a predicted model, not a curated record.